UAUAGUUUUCGUAGUCGCAUACUACAACAGUGCCAUGAAAAUGUCUCUGCGCGGGGUUCACGCCUUAUAUCAUGGGCUUGUGUGGAUAAGUCUGGCAGUAACAGUGUUUGGACAGUUCUCUGUAUUGGCCCAGACUGCGACUGUUUCCUCUCAAACUGACUCUUCAGCUGUGCGAUACUCUUUGCUGCUCAAGGAGCUGGCAACUGUGACAGAGGGUCGAGCAACUUUAACUCGUCAGUUGUCACAAUAUCAGGAAUCGUAUCUCACCCUUCGAGACAAGAUCGCCGUAAAGAAAGCGGCAUGUAUGUGCUUCAACACUACGGCCGUGGCGUUUACUGCUCAUUUGGAUGAAGACAUCACCGUGCUUGGCGCUGAUCAGCCGAUACCAUUUCGGAAUGUCACCCUCAACGAAGGUAACGCCUACGAUGCGAGACACGCAGAGUUCCGUGCACCGGUCAAUGGCACCUACCAAUUCUACGUUACCAUAUCCACGCGCGCGGGCUACCAAGUCGUCGCUGACAUUAUGCUGAACGGCACUCCGGUCGUGAAACUACGCUCCGGAAACGACAACCAAGUAAAUACGGUCACUAAUGGUGUCGCUCUCAACAUGAAGGCCGGCGAUGACCUAUGGGUACAGCACGAUCACUCCAUUAGCGAUUCCAACAGGCUUUUCAAAGAUGAAGGUCUCUUGACUACAUUCUCGGGUCACCUUGUCAAUAGGUUGUAAUUUCUAUGGAUACUGAUUAAAGUUGUAAACUUG
Mya arenaria is the source of this 760-nucleotide messenger RNA. Its product is annotated as caprin-2-like. The transcript is spliced from 4 exons. The coding region runs from base 35 to 727 and encodes 230 amino acids. Gene Ontology annotation, molecular function: protein binding. NCBI's taxonomy places the organism in Eukaryota, Metazoa, Mollusca, Bivalvia, Myida, Myidae. The record is from RefSeq and is a predicted model, not a curated record.